Molecule: messenger RNA, 1848 nt
Organism: Scedosporium apiospermum
Lineage: Eukaryota; Fungi; Ascomycota; Sordariomycetes; Microascales; Microascaceae
Exons: 2
Coding region: 1-1848 (615 amino acids)
Biological process (GO): L-serine biosynthetic process; dephosphorylation
Cellular component (GO): cytoplasm
Molecular function (GO): magnesium ion binding
Source: RefSeq, a predicted model, not a curated record
AUGGUGUCUCAAUCUACUGCUUCAUCAUCAACGGUUUGGGGCUCAGUUUAUUCCCGAUCCGUCAUCAUCGGAAUCUAUGGAGUUCCCGGAUCAGGCAAGAGCUACCUCCUGGGCGAGUUAAAAUCAGCGCCAAAGUCUCCAUUCACCUUUUACGAAGGUUCGGAGGUCAUCGGCGACCUUGUCCCAGGAGGCCUCCCAGCCUUCAAGAAACUGGGAGAGGCCAUGCAAACAACUUGGCGCGGGUUAGCCAUCUCUAGGAUCCAACGCGAAUGCCAGGAAGUCCGUGCCACCGGGGUAGUUACCGGACACUACAUGUUCUGGGAUGAAGGGAAGGAGGAGGGAGAUCGAGUGAUCACCAAGGCUGACCUCGAGGUCUACACUCACAUCAUCUAUCUGGAUAUCCCUGCCUCCGCGAUUCGGGACAGCCGUGAAGGUGACACAAAGAGAGAACGGCCGAUUGUCUCUGUGGAACAUCUUGAAAAAUGGAAGGCCAUUGAAAAGGCCGAAUUGCGAUCCCUAUGUUGGGAAAACGGGAUCAUAUUCUCUCUGGUCUCGGGACCACCAAGGAAUUUUGUGGAUGAGGUUACCGCACUGCUGCUCGACUUCAAGAACCGCGACGAGCGAUCCAACCUAGACCUUGCCCUCGAAAAGGUGGACCGCUUCGCUACAUUGAUGGCGGCAAGCCGCGGGCCCCAGUUGGACACUAUCCUUGUCGUUGACGCCGACCGGACCCUGGCACCGCAGGAUACCGGUGCCCUGUUUUGGCAAGCUGUCGCCAAAUCCGAUAGGAUUUGGUCGGAGGUGGGCCCCGACAUUCUCAAAAAGCUCUUCGGCAGUAAGAUGGGCUAUUCCUACACCGCCUUUCGUCAGGCUGCGCUGCUUUAUCACGAAGUAGCUGAAAAUGGCGCCUUUGAGGCUCUGUGCGAUGAAGCGUCAUUGGGCGUUACAAUGCAUCCUGAAUUCGUUCAGUUCCUACGCGCGGUGGGAACGACACCCCAUGUCGCUGUCGUUGUCGUCACUUGUGGGCUGUCAGGAGUAUGGGAGCGCGUUCUCCAGCGAGAGGAUAUCCCCAGAUCAGUCCAAGUCAUCGGCGGAGGCCGCACCUUGGAUUCAGGUUCCCUUGUCGUAACACCUCAAAUCAAAGCAGCCAUUGUCGACCGCCUCAAGGGCGACGGCGACGACAAUAGGCGAGUUUGGGCAUUCGGUGACAGCCCAUUGGAUAUCCCCAUGCUACUUGAGGCGGAUGAAGCGGUCGUCGUCGUUGGGGAGGAACAUCUCAGGAGCAAGACCAUGGACGCGACUCUUUCAAGUGCUAUCAAAGGUCAAGGCCUCAAAGCACGGCAGCUUGUCCUUCCCAAAGGAUCUCCGCCGAGGUUAGACACGGAUAUCCUCCCUUUGGUAAAUCUCACAGAUGAUGUUAUUGUCAAUUCCCUCAUCCGCCGUCACCCCCAAUCCCGGAUUUGCCAUGCAACGGAGCGAAAUUCUGCAAAGCUCCUGAUGACACCCACUCGAAACGCGAAGAUCUCCGGACCCUCCCUUCGCCGGGCCCAUCACCAAGUAGGGCGCUACUUGGCAACCGAAUUCUUGACCGAAAUCAUUGGCGUGGAGAGCUACGACAUUCCUCACGUCCAAGGUGGCGUCACCAAGGGACAUCGCCUGCUCCAUGAAGAGAAGACGGUCAUCGCGGCUCUAAUGCGGGGAGGCGAGUCCAUGGCCUUUGGUGUCAGCGAGGCUUUCCCUCAGGCAACGUUUCUCCAUGCGCGGGGACUCGACGACAUCGAUUCUAGCUACGUCGGGAGAUUUGAGACCAUUCUGCUCGGCAACUCGGGGGCUUCAUCCUACGAUUAA